Owenia fusiformis is the source of this 1872-nucleotide messenger RNA. Lineage: Eukaryota; Metazoa; Annelida; Polychaeta; Sabellida; Oweniidae. The record is from the annotation of a GenBank genome assembly.
CAAAGAGACUCCAUGGAUAAAUAUUUUCAAGCAGAGACCGACCAGAUGAUUGAUAUGGAAUCAUAUAACCGGAUAGGCGUACUUUAGUUAACACAAGGAGAGGGUUAUCGGAGCCUCGAUGUACAAUGAGCGUUUCUACGCCUGAAUACGAACCAAUCAGCGAGACGGAACCAUACCCGGAAGUGGAGUCAUCACCGGAAGUUGAACCAUCUCCGGAAGUCACGAAUUUUCCCGAACCAGAGCCCGAGGCAGAAGGUUUUAGCUCAAAUGGUGGAUUUAACAGCCAGGCGCUUUUUAUCACACUUUACUCAUUAGUUAUAUUGCUGAUCGUAUUGGGGAAUCUAUGCGUUGUCAUAACAAUAUGCAGCAACAGAAAACUGAGACAAAAAACAACAAAUUUGCUGUUACUUUCACUCGUGAUUUCCCGUCUAAUGAUCGGGAUUUUUGUUGUUCCGGCGAGAAUUGCGGGUCAAUUCUCAGAGGAAUAUCUGGGAUCACCCUUGUGCAAAUUAUGCCAUUUCUGUGCGCAAAUCUCAUCAUCAUCAAGCGUAUUCUCCAUAGUAGCAAUUGCCUUGGUGAAAUACCGAGAAGUUGUUUUAACUGAUCUCCCGCCAUUGACUUUAAAGCAAUGCCGCAUGAUAAUCAUCGGACUUUGGAUAUUAGGACUUCUGUACUCAAUACGAGCUCUAUUCGUGUUUGACUUGGUCGAAGAAAUAAUCGAGCAACCGAACGAUAAGUCGAUUAUUUUCAUCACGUGCAAUGUUGGACACGAAUACAAGCUGUUGAGUCGUGUGUUUAUGAUCGCUGAUUUUUUCACUAUGUUUUUAAUUCCAUUUAUUUUGAUUAUUGGAUCUUAUGCAAAAGUUCUCCAAAAAUUGAAUGCCAAGAAGAACAGUGAUAAUGAGGAUAAGACUAUAAAUAACGCCAUACACAUGCUUAUCGCCCUCGUUAUUCUGUUUAUAGCCUGUAACUUGCCUGGCUACGUCCUUAAGCUCUGUAUCCAUUGGGGGAGUGGAUACUUCGUGGGGUCAACAGUUGUCUCAGACGUUAUGUAUAUCAUAACAUACUCAAAUAGCUGGUUCAAUAUCAUAGUUUAUCUGCGUUAUAGAGAGGACAUUCGUAGCGCGUUUUUGCAAAUGCUUAAAUGCCCAUCUUCUAUCUGCUGUUCCAAUGGGUGUACCUGCGGGGAACGUGUAUCGCCAGUUAAGCGAAAUUCGAAAUCAAAAGACGAUCAAAUGGUAAAAUAUUCCAGUGAUUUCCCCAGAAAGAAAAAUUCUGUAGAGUUGAAACGACAUGAUGAUACUAUAGUCGCCUUGGAGUUUUGAUGGGUACACCACGGUGGCCAAGUGUAACGCAGUCCAGCUAUUUAAGGCACAUAAUCCAGUGAGGUAUCUACCACAAACGUUUAAGAUUUGAACUCCUUUUGUGAGAAAUAUAAUCAUAUACGACUUAAAAAUGUUAAUAGACGUGUGGAUAUUAUUUCAAUUUUAUGUGAUUUCAAUUUAAGAAGAAUGGUAAGUUUGGCAUUUCGCUUAUACCUUACAUAUACAUACCACACUGAUCAUUUUUAUAUUACAAAUGUGCUCAAAUGUCUUUUAAACAGAUUGGUACAUCAACGUGCAUCAACAGUUACACCAAGGACAGUGUGUUAAAAAUACGGCCAAAGAAAUCGCUAUAUCUUGAAAAAUACACAAUCAGGGAUGUUAAAAGAAUGCAACUGCAAUACAAGCAAAUAACUUCCAACCAUUGUGUUUUGGCACUCGGAAUUAGCACAAAUUAUUUUUAUUGAAGUGUGUGGUAAUUUUCUAGAGUUAAAUUAAAAUCACUCCAGGGACUUUACAGUCAUGGUCGAAAUGCCAUAAAAUAUCUGCC